GUUGUAGAUUAUCUACUAGCUGCCUUCCCUCACGAUUAGAAGGACGGGGAAGAGAGCAUUUUGUCCUCUCUUUUUUGAGAUCCCUUUCCACACUCCGCGUGCUCCGAGCAGUAAGGGAAUGGGGAGUCAACACAUUGGGAUUGGCGGUGCGAGACGAGAGGACACGACACAGGGUUCAAUCAGCCCAACUUUCAUAUGCCACGAGUCGGUGCCAGACGUGCCAGUAGUGACUGCUGUGCUUGUUGCUGUCACUGCUGUUGUUUCAUUGCCGCAGAUGGAGACGAGUGCUGAACAAGUGAGUGCAUCCAGGUUUAGCAUGAGACGGAGCUCGCUGAAGUUCUCACGUUCACAGCGGCCACUGGGGAUGUUGCCUUCUACUUCUCAGCGUAUUGUGCUGCUAUCCAUAUUAGUGUGCUUUGGCAGCAAUGUGGAAUACGUAUCCGGAUUUGCUUUCUCAUUUGGCCGCCAUCCGGGACCAGGCGACUGGGCCCAGCUUAGUACGGCCGCCCUUGACGGACCACUUCCGGUGCUUUCGCGUGCUUCAGCAUUCGCGACAUCUUGUGUGCCGAUCCCUCGUAAUAUGUCGCUGUGCCAAGGUCUUGAAUACUCAAAGAUGCGAUUGCCUAAUUUGCUAGAACACGAUACGAUCGACGAAGCCCUUGAACAGAGUGCCUCGUGGGUACAUCUUUACAAGUUGCGCUGUCACGCCGACACACAGAAGUUCCUUUGCUCCCUUUUUGCUCCAGUCUGUUUGGAAACGCCUAUAUUUCCAUGCCGCAGUCUAUGCGAAGCAGUUCGUGGUGCCUGCGAAAGUGCCAUGCUCAAGUAUGGUUACCCCUGGCCAGACAUGGUCAGCUGCGACAAGUUUCCUGAGGACGACAUGUGUGUCACCGCUGGAGAUCGCGAUGAUGGAGGUUCGGCAGCUUGUAGAGCGUGCGCUCAACCGGAGAAUUCCGAAAGCCUGUUGGACAACUUCUGUCGCGCCGAUUUCGUCAUUCGUGCUCGUUCUAGACGGGUGAAAGGAAGUUCUGUAUUGAAGACAAAAACAAGUCGAAUCUUUAAGCUGACCGAAAGCAUUAUAACGAAAAAAGACCUCAAGAGUCCGGAGUUUCGUAAUGCCAACAUGAGCGAUUGCUGUAGCAAUCUCGACAGGAAAGUCUCCAAACGAAACCCACAUCUCCUUAUAAUGGGCACCCGCGACGGUGAUGGAAACCUCGUGCCAACGUUUCUCAUGGAAUGGAAACGCGGAUCACCAUCAUUCAAAAAGUCAAUCAAAAUGAUGCAAAAGAUCAACUGUGCUCAUUCCGCGAUCGUUGAACACAACCCACUUGAUCCGGUUACUGCUCGUAAGAGUCUCUCUAAAACAAGUUCUAAGGACAGACAAUUUGUUCGAAAGAACAGUGAGGAAGACGAUGGAUCGGCCGAAGCCAGACGCCGAGAGAGUCCUCCAUCCUCUCCGAGGAUACAAUUCGACCUUUCCGAAAAUUUCCGACGCGAGAUGGAGCUACAUAAUAUUGCAGCUGAACAAGAAAGAGCUUACGAAGAACAGAUGAAGCAACGAGAGAAAGAGCGUAAACGCAAGGAGAACCGACGCCGAAAGGGAGAUCGUAGAGCUAAAGCAGGAAUGACAGCGCGCGCUGACGAGGCUGGAUCAGAAAAGGAACAGCAGUCAGUCCAAAAGGCUCCGAAGGGUCGAGGUCGCGAUCACAAACGAAAAACGACCACAAUCACGACAGCUGCACUCGAUACAGAGAAGACCGAUGAGCAGACGAAUGCACCGCCGCCAUCGGCAUUUACUGAUACGCCCCACCUGAAAGAAGGACACAAACCUAGCCAUGAUACACGUGAAAAUAGGCAUGUUCACAAGGACUCUUUGGGCGAGCUCGAAAUGGUUAUCGAUUCGGUUGAGCCACAUGGCCCGCUCAGGAUUGAAAAAAAGAUCCGUCAUGAAGAGACUAAGACCUACCACCACAAUGGCCGGGUCCACAUGCAUAAGCUUGAGGCAGUUGAGAACAAACCCCAUCACAGUGAACAUCAUGGCACAGAAGGAUACCGCCAUGUGCAAGAUCAUUACGAUCCCGUAGAGGAGAGUCAUGACUAUGAAUCGGCGAAAAAUAAGCAUAGCGAAGCUGUCACCGCCGUUGCCGCUGCCACUGUCCAUCAUCACAACCCGAGAAGUGAACAUGCAGUAGGCCUCACAAGCGAAUCGGCGACGAUUCACAUGCCAAGUGAGAAAAGCAUGAUUGAACUGGCUGGCGAAGAUCCCUCUAAUCGGCCAUUGCAUCGGCCGCAUCAUAGUGAAGACAACAAACCAUCAGUAAAAGUUGCCGAAGAAGGUGAGAUAGUUACGACCCAGAUGCUUGAUGAGGAACCUCGACGCACAUCACCCCAUCCAGCAGACCAUGAGGUACGUCACCGCGAUGAGCACGCGCAUCCUCAUCGUCAUGGGGGGCAUGAGCAGGACUCAGCGAGGUCGGAAUCUCUCCCUACAGCCGUGAAUGCCGAGUCGGAGUACGCGGGAACGGUAGCGCCUGUGAAGGAAGCUUUUCUGACCGUGCUGCCAAUAAUUCCCGAUGAAAUUAAGGAAAAAAUCGAUGACGUCACAAACGACGAUAGCACCGACACGUCUCAUAUCAAUGAGACGGACGAAUUAGCGCCGGCUGCAUUGGAUCAGCCAGCAACCGCUUCUCAUUCCGCUAUCCUCUCUUCAACAACAGCUCCGGCAAUGACGACGGCAUCAUCUACAACGGAAGGUCUAUCAGAUCCUGCUGGUGUAAAAACAAAGGAAGGCACGAAGCGAGGCCGAAAACGAAAAAACGGACGAAGGCGGCACCACAGGAAAAGGAAGGAUGAGGAAGAAGCUGGCACUCAGGACGAGUUCGAGUAGGCACUCAGGACAAGUACGAUGUGUUUGCAGAGAGUGCACGAAGGCGUACGACUAUUUAAAGGCUGGCGUCUUCGCAAAGAACAUAUCAACAUUGUACUACUAAUACCGUACGGGACCGCCAGUAAGGCAAUCGUUGAAUGAAUAGGCAUCAGUCUAUUGCUACUGAACUCGCUUUUCUAGACGAUGGUGAUAACAGAAUUGAUAAAAACAAUAAUAAUGGUCAGGAUGACAAGGAACGGAGAGCAGACAACGCAGAAAAACAGAGGCGCGACAAUAACACUUAAAGACGAGAAAAAAAGAGAUGAAAUACAAGAAUAUAGGAAGUGAGUAAUGAAGAGGAUCGUAAUGAGAGACAAGAGGACAGCAACUACCCAAAUGUAUACAGUAGCUAGAUGCCAAAUAAACGUGCAUUUACAUAGUGGAAUAGUGUUUUAUAUGAAAAUGCUCUGUGUAUGUGCACUGUGUAACAUAGUAUUUUGUCGCUGGAUGGAAGAUCUUGAGUUUAGACAUACAAGCUAAAUAUUCACAUAAUUGCAUGUAUACGUGGGUUGCUACUUCAGUGCCUACUCUUGGCUUAAUGUUAGUAGGAAAAAAAUGGCUCAAAAUUUCUAUAGCUCGUCUUCAAGCUUACAUAGGCCGAACAAUGAUACACGUUAGGCAAUUGUAUGAACCGAAUUUAGUUGUCGGACCAAAACCACAACGCCGGUACAACUCCGUCGAGAUAAAGGUGGACUACUUCGACUAUAAACUAAUUUACCUCUAUAUGCUCGUAAAAAUAUUAUCUAAUUUCGUGCACACUUUGGUUACCGACUAUGGAUCGAAAAGCUUUACCCUACAUCUGACGCAAGCGUAAGUACACUUCUAGCGUGCUUGUAAAGCAAACGAAAUUGAACCCAUUGUAGUUCACUUUCCUCUAAUGGUUCGCCUAGGUAUGCCGGUAAAAGAAUAACCAAUUUGGCCAAUAUAACGGAGAGAAAAGUACAUUUAUUCUCUGAAGCAACAGCAAAAAUGCCCCUUAAACCAGUCGGUAGAAGCUUUCCUGUAAGUUAGUUCAAAUUUGAAGACAAAUAUUACAAUAGCUUAGCGCUGACUUGGCCGUUCGAAAACUCCGGAAUAAGUACUAGCAGGGUCGACGUUUUUAAGGUAAGUGAGUACUUAUACCAACUGGAAGUGAAGACAGGUUAGCGCUAACUUCCGCUGGAGAUUUAGAGAGUUUGCUAAGAAAUAGGCAUACGCCAUUUCCAUGUCUCAUCUUCAUCGUGGCUCCCAACUAUAAAAUGAUACCGUUUCCUGGUUGAUAGGGGCUAAGAUGCCUAUGCUUGUCGCUACUUUCUAAAAAAACAACGACGCAUAUAGCGCAGCGCGUUCAAUACGUCCGCGCCGACGACUUAUAGCUAUAACCGUGUUUUUAUGCGCUCAUUUGGGUCUCUCAUUAAAAGGCAAGUGUAUUUAUGGUAUCUAAAAUAUGAGUUAUGUUAGACGCACAUUCGUAUAUGAGCAUUAAAAGAGAGUGAACAUGCGUUUAUAUAAUGUCGGGCAAAAGAAUAUACCUAUACACACCCAAAAAGGAUUAAAUUCUGUGUUUCCAUUUUCAUGAUUAGACAAAUACGCAUAUAUGUAAGUGCGCUUAUAGUCUUUAUAUACGUCGGCUUUUUGAAAAAGUGCGGGCUAACAACGUCAGAUAGUUCCUGUUGUGUAGUUGUACAUUUUGACGUCUAUAUAACGUAUUGCUGUUAGAGUAGGAUCAAAGCAUUCUAAGGCAUGAUGUAUUUAUUACU
This is a messenger RNA of Varroa destructor (honeybee mite), 4665 nucleotides long. RefSeq lists its product as uncharacterized. Gene Ontology annotation, molecular function: Wnt-protein binding. Gene Ontology annotation, biological process: non-canonical Wnt signaling pathway; canonical Wnt signaling pathway. NCBI's taxonomy places the organism in Eukaryota, Metazoa, Arthropoda, Arachnida, Mesostigmata, Varroidae. The record is from RefSeq and is a predicted model, not a curated record.